CAUACAAUACUUUCCCAUAUAUUCAAUGCUCAUACUUUAAUGGGAACUCCCCGCUCUCUUGCAAUUAGAUUUGGGCGGCAACCAAUUUUUAAGACAAGAAACAUAAUAAGGGCGCAAAAUUAGAAAUUUGUUGUUUGAUCAUAAAUAAAUGGCGGCGGGUUCUCCACAUUCAGAAUCUCCAAUGCGCCACGAUGCAGCGGAGCAUUCGCCAUCGCCAUCGCCAUUGCCAUCGCCGGUGUUGGGGCAUGGACACAAUCCAACGCAUAUGGUGAUGGAUGAUCUGUUGGGAUUGCUUCGGAUUCGUAUCAAGCGAGGCCUUAAUCUCGCUGUGCGCGACGUCCGAAGCAGCGAUCCCUACGUUGUUGUCAGGAUUGGCAACCAGAGGAUGAAGACCCGAGUUAUCAGAAAGGAUGUAAAUCCAGAAUGGAAUGAGGACUUGACACUUUCUGUUACGGAUGCCGAGCAGCCAGUUUUACUUGAGGUAUACGACCACGACACGUUCAGCAUGGACGACUCCAUGGGAGACGCGGAGUUUGACAUACGGCCGUUCGUGGAGGUCUUGAAGAUGCACCCAACGGAGCUUCCAAAUGGGAAGAGAAUCAAGACGAUACAGCCCUGCCGGAGCAACUGCUUGGUGGAAGAGAGCAGUGUUGUUUGGAGGGAUGGCAAGAUUAUGCAGGACAUGUGCCUGAGACUCAAAAAUGUUGAAUGUGGUGAGCUCCAAGUUCAGCUCCAAUGGAUUGAUCUUCCUGGCUCUAAAGCUUUCUAGCCAUCGUCAUCGCUGCUCAAACUACGUUCACGUCUGAUUUUUUGUAUCUCACCUUUGUUUCAUUGUUGUUGUUGCAAGUGUAAGUAAAUAUAUUCAAACAUGU
Messenger RNA from Salvia hispanica, 872 nucleotides. RefSeq names its product protein C2-DOMAIN ABA-RELATED 4-like. The record is from RefSeq and is a predicted model, not a curated record. Lineage: Eukaryota; Viridiplantae; Streptophyta; Magnoliopsida; Lamiales; Lamiaceae.